UGAAGAAGAAGAAGCCCGCCAGAAAACCAAAGAAGAAGAAGAAGAAGAAGAAGAAGAAGAAGAAGAAGAAAAAAAAACAAGAAAAACAAAAACAAGAACAAGGCUACUGUGGCGAAUUGAUAGAGUGAUGUAAUUAUUUAGUGUGACACAAUAAGUUUGCCAUAUAUUCGACAUGGACAACACGUAUGACCAAGCGUCAAAUAAACAGCAGCCUUCUGUCUAUACUGGCGGCUAUCUGGAGACACCAUUUGCCGCCAAGCGAACACCGCCGAGCACGUAUCAUCAGCCGACACAGCCGGACAAUACUGCUCCACGCUGGACUCCUUCACAGGGAUACGACGGUCCCCCGUACGGAUUCAGGUGCGAUUUCUCCGCACCGUCUCCCGGAGGACGAGGUUUCGGAGGGCCUCGCUUAUGCCUUCCGUAUGGAUUUGACCCAUCCGUCCCCCUGCCUCCUUUCGGCUGUCUUCCACCCGGACACUUCCCUAGCAUGAUUCCCACCCCUCCGGUAAACACAUACAGCAAUGGUGGGGCCUCAGCGUUUCAUCGCACACAACAAUUUAGGCCCGGUCCUCAGCUGAACGUUACCCAGUAUGACCCGGACUCUAGUCGGAAACACCAACAGCAUGAAUAUCAGGAUUUGUCCGUGAGUGGAGCUCCGUUCGGCUGCACAGUGUUUUCCCCGUGGGGUAAAGACCAUGACCGGAGUCCGGGAACAACAACACGAACUGAAGAUGGAACAGGCCUUCAAAGGAAGCACGAUCAACAGUGGCUUAGACUUUUCUUACAAAGCAGAGGCAAAACCUCCAAGAUCCCACAGACCCAGCAGAGCUGUGUUCCUGACCUGAGAAGGGCUCUGCACAGGGCAGCUCAACUUAUCUCUCAAUUGGCAGGGUCCUGUGAAACUCUGAAGAACAACGUGGAAAAUAAGUGUGCUUGGACGGACUCUUAUGUAAUGGCUUUAAACGUGAAGAAAGAGCUACAAGACAAACUCAAAGUUCUUAGUGACGGUUCGUGUUUAGAUACUUGGAAAGCUAAAUUGUCUUGUGUUGCUAAGAGGAGGGCCCGGCGACAGAGAGCCAGAAAACUGCAGCAGAUGGAGAUAAAACAUAGAGAGGACCUGCUCUCUGAGAAAGAGGCUGCCAUAGAUAAAUGGAGGCUGCAACAGAUACACAAAGUAGAGGAGAAGAAGAAGGAACAGGAGCUGAAGAUGGCCGCAGAUGCUGUUCUCUGUGAAGUGAGAAAGAAGCAGGCAGAUGUAAAGAGGAUGCAGGAUGUUCUGAGAUCUCUGGAGAAACUGCGCAGACUGAGGAAAGAGGCAGCACUGAGGAAAGGUAUUGUAGCUGAGCAAGAAUGUAACGAGGCCUUCAGCAGCCAACUGGAGCAGCUGAAGUGUGUGAUGAAGAAGAGGACAGCAGUUUACUCAGCAGAGCAGAAAGCUCUGAUGGUGAUGCUGGAAGGAGAGCAGGAGGAGGAGAGGAGGAGAGAGUGGGAGAAACGAGUGAAGAAGGAGAGGGAGAGACAGCUGCAGAGGAAACACAGAGUGGACGCAAUAUUGUUUGGAGAUGAGCUUCCGGCUGAUUCUGUUCUGCAGCCCUUCAGAGACUAUUACACCCAGGCUGAACGCUCACUGCACGCUUUACUACAAAUCAGGAGAGAAUGGGAUGCGUUUGUGAUUGCAACGGCUCAUCCUGAUGGUUCGCCGGUUCCUCAGAGCUGGGUCCUACCUGACACCCCCUCAGACCAUGCCUGGGCCUCUGCUCUGCACUCCGCAGACACUGAGUGAGACACCCCCUGACUCACUGCAUGUAAUGCCAACUAGUGCCUGACAUCCAACACACAACUAUAACUAUACAGUUUUAAUGCUAUUUGUUUUCUCGAGAGAAUGACAACAUUAACUUGAACAAGAGAAUGAGAAAAUUAACAAUCUGAUGUCAUAUCACUGUCAAUGUUUAUUUUAAUAUGUAAUCUGCAGCGUCUUGGGAGUUUUCAGACUGUAUAACUCUACAUGUCAGAUCUAAUAAAUGAUGACAGGGAUGAGAGAGAGCAAGAUAGAUUUAUUUAUUUUUGAAGUGUACUUUUAUUUUUUUUUAUUUAUUUUCCUGCUGUCUGUUAAUAGCUUUUCUCUGUUCUCAACCUCAGUAAUAAAAAUGUAUUUUGUUGGGAGGAAA
Molecule: messenger RNA, 2171 nt
Organism: Dicentrarchus labrax (European seabass)
Lineage: Eukaryota; Metazoa; Chordata; Actinopteri; Moronidae
Gene: pdcd7
Product: programmed cell death 7
Exons: 5
Coding region: 173-1786 (537 amino acids)
Source: RefSeq, a predicted model, not a curated record